This is a messenger RNA of Brassica napus (rape), 5913 nucleotides long. RefSeq names its product kinesin-like protein KIN-14G. The transcript has 15 exons. NCBI's taxonomy places the organism in Eukaryota, Viridiplantae, Streptophyta, Magnoliopsida, Brassicales, Brassicaceae. Gene Ontology annotation, molecular function: microtubule motor activity; ATP binding; microtubule binding. The record is from RefSeq and is a predicted model, not a curated record. Bases 2875 to 5682 code for a protein of 935 amino acids. Gene Ontology annotation, biological process: microtubule-based movement.
GAUCAUAUACAGUACAUGGAAGAGGGUUAGUGUCUUGGCCUAAUGUCUCGGUUUUUUUUUUCUUUUGGAUUCGAAAUUGCUUCAUCAUCUGUUUAGGACGUUUUUAGUUUUAUAUAUCUGCUUAAAAAUCACCUUUGUUUGAGAAAAUGGAGAAACAAAACUACAAAAGUUGCAGUAUAUUCCUAAAAUUUAUCUAUUGUAUGUAUUGUCUAAUAUAUCUCCCAUUUUGUGUUUCUUAGGAAAAUAUUAAAACUAAUAAUUAAAUCAUAACAUUUCCUCUUUUAUUUUCAUUUUUCUUAAUAUAAUUUGUCUAUGCAGAUUAGUAAUGUGCAGACAUAGUCUAUAUUAAGAUAAAAUAACCAACCUUCAUAAAUAUUUUCACGAAAACCCUACCUUGUUUCCGAAUGUUUAAUCAUGAUUUUGGAUGUGACCGGUGAAGAAACUAUACAGUAAUGUUUCAUCCAAUCAACUUUAAAAGGCUGUGGGGGUGGUGGACUACAUCUUAAAACUUGCGUGUUUUCUAAUUUUUUCCUAACUAGAGAAAAACCCCAAACUUACAAUCCAAAAAUAAUAUCAUAUAGUACUUAGUUGCUAUCACAACAAUAAUCAGUGUUGUGAUUAGACAGUGUUAUACCGUAACAUCUAGUCACGGCCAUAGUGUUUAGGUCGGGAGAGACAGGAGACCUUGUUUGCUACUUUAAAUGUUCCAAUCCCAAAGCAAAGGAUAUACACUGGAGGGCUCCUCUCAAAAGCCUUCACAAAUCAAAAGUAUUUUUCAAGUACAUCAAAUCAUACUUAUGGAACUUCUUUUGUCGCGUUCCGUCGACAGGCGUAAUUAUCUAUUUAAUAUGUCAACUGUUAAGCAUAAUUGUUAUCAUCUAUUUUUGGUCAGACAGUUAUACACAUGCAAUGAUGAUAUCGUAUCAGUUUAGUUCGUUUUAUUUCACAUUUUAAGAAGGGGUCGUUGGAUUAAUAACCUAAAUUCCGUUCUACAUAUGUCUGAACUUUAUAGUAUCAUCGAUGCAUCAUCAUCACUUCGAUUGAUCUCUGCAUAAUAUUAAUACAUUUUGUUGACAGUAGAAUUAGUGUGAAAAUAAAACAACUGAAAGUGAUGUCUGGUCUGUUUUUCUUACUAAUUAGGAAGGAAUGUGAAAUGAUAUAGUCCACAGACACUUUGACAGUUUAUACAAAUUUAUUAAUUAAGCUCCCUAAACAAAAGCAAAAUAACUGUCCCUCUUAUAAAAACGAGGCACUUAUGGAUAUUAUCAUACUAAUGUUACAAAAUUAUGAAGAACGUCGGUCCCAUUUAAGAAGCAAUAAUCCAUUUAUUAUUAGGAUCCAUUGAACUGGACCACCCAAACGAAUACACACCACGUCGUACCAUACAUACAGAUUAAUACAUUCGUUUAUGAUGUAGCGUUUUAUAAUAUCAAAAGAACCAUAUAUCUAAGCAAAGCUAUACUUUUACAGGUUGGUGUGUUCGGCAAAGGGUCAUGCUCACUUCUAAAAGCUGAUACUUAUACAUUAUAAAGUUGAUUUUCGAUAAGAGCAGAUGAUACCACGAUUAAUGUAAUAGGGUUAUUUCAUUUGACACAUAAUCUUUCCAAAGGCUGGAGCUUAUAUAUACAACAUAAAGUUUAGUUCUAGAUAUUAAUAUUCCGACCAGCUAAAAAUCUACAACAAAAUAAUUGUUAUAAGAUUGAAGAUCACGAAAACAGUACAAGUUUUGACGAUCUGUGGGGUAUGUAGUUAGUGCCAAAGCUAACCUCUGUUCUAAAAGUUGAAAGAAUAGAAAAUGUGGAGGUUCAGAAAUUGAUGUGUGUUUUUUGAUCUGAACUUACGUGCCUAAUCCUCACUUUAGCCAGCAUGUUUAUGGGCUGCCUGCCUUUUUAAAAGUGGCCCCAUUCAAAUUACGGCCCGAGCAUUUCAUUUAAUCGCUAAUUAAAUUACGAUUUCUUCAUCGGAAUUUGGAUACAUGCGCGCCUUUUCUGGAUCAGGUCCGAAGCUCCGGUUUGACUAACAGGCAAACGGCGUUAAAGGUAAUCAUCUUAUGUUUUCUUAUCAUGUCCAAAAUGUAGUGAAAAUGCAUCCAAAUUCCAACAAGAAAUUAAUGAUUUAUAACAUUUGCACUUCAAAAUAAUCGAUAAUACAGUAAAUAAAUAUUUUUCUUAUUAAUAGAAUCACUAAAAAGGUAAUAUAUUAAACUUAAUUCUUUUUUUUGACAAAAAAAGAAUAUAUUUACCUGUAAAAGUAUAAAAAUAUUGGAAAAUAUUCCAUAUUUUUAUUAAAAAUUAUAUUUUGUAUGUUUAUACAUAUUAAAAUUCAAUGAUAAGUAUAAUUUAAAGUAAUAAUAAUUCAGUAAAUACAAUUACGUUUAUUAAAAUUUACAGUUUACCAUUUAUUAACUCAUAUCAAAUAUAUUGAAAACAUAAAAUACAUCCAUUUAGAGAUAAAAAAAUUUCUACAAAAUAUUUAUCUUUCAAGAGUUGAAGGAAUAUUUUAUAAUCAGACAAUUCCAAGCAUAACCUUUUAAUUUUUUUAAACAUAUAAGCCGCUGGUCGUAAAAAAGGAAACAAAUAAUAUUGGCCGAAAGAAAACGAACCUAACCAGAAGGUUAGGGGGAUAGGUUCGGAGCGUAUUGCGCCUCUUUCACCCCCUCCGCUAGAAUCUAAAUAUUAAUUAAUUAAUUUGGUUUAAUCCAUAGAAAGUGUUAGCGAGAAAGUGAGGGAAAUUAUUCAUUUCAAAAGACAUAUCCUUCUUCCAUUGCCAUCCUUUAUAAUACAAACCGCAAACUUCUCCCUAUCGUCUUCUUCCUCACACAGAGAGAGAGAGAGAGAUUCUCUAAUCAUUAACAAUUUCGCGAAAAUUCUCUGGAUGGAGUCGAAUGAUUUUUCCUUCUCCGUAGUAUCCAUCGUUGAAGAUGUUCUUCAACAUUAUAGUACCCGAUCAAACGACGCCGGAUCGCUGUUACCCCGGAAACUCGAAGAAUCUUCUUUAAGAAGAUACGAAGCUGCUGCAUGGCUUAGAGAAACGCUCGGAGUUUCUAGCGGUAGAGACUUCCCCGCCGAACCUUCUGAAGAAGAUUUUAGGCUUGGGUUGCGAAGUGGGAUCGUUCUUUGUAAUGUUCUUAACAAAGUUAAUCCUGGCUCAGUCUCAAAGGUUGUUGAAGCACCGGAUGAUGUUGCAGAUGGAGCUGCGCUCUCUGCUUUUCAGUACUUUGAAAACAUCAGGAAUUUUUUAGUUGCUAUUGAGGAAAUGGGUUUGCCAUCUUUUGAAGCUUCUGACAUGGAGAAGGGAGGAAAGUCUAUUAGGAUAGUGAACUGCAUACUUGCACUUAAGUCUUACAGCGAGUGGAAACUGAAAGGUGGAACUGGUCCGUUUAGGUAUGGAUCCAACAUGAAGAAUAAUUUUGGAUCGAGGAAACCGUUUCUGAGGAAAAGUUCUGAGCCGUUCAUGAGUUCCAUGUCAAUAAAUCAUUCAUCAACUGAUCAACCUCUGUGUUCUGAUGUUGGGCAAGUAAGUGGAUCCAUUAACGGGCUUGUUCGAUCAUUUCCUUCAGACAGAAAGCCUGAAGAUAUUCCAAAUGUUAUAGAGUCUGUGCUGAACAAAGUUAUGGAAGAAGUCCAGCAGCGGUUAUCAAUCCACAAUGAAAUGAUGAAAUCAAGUUCAAAGCCUAUUCAAGAAGAUGAUUCAUCCUGCGAGGAGACAGUGGUACCGUCUCAGCAGUGUGAGGUAAGGCAACAUGAGGAAACUGAAGAGAACAGUCCAUCAAAGGUCGUAGAAGAAAAGAUUCAAAGAAUAAAUACUGAACACUAUGAAGAACAAGAGAUUCUUCUAAAUCAACAAAAGCACAUCCAGGAGUUGAAGCAAACUUUAAGCACUACAAAAGCAGGAAUGCGAUUACUGCAGAAGAAGUAUCAAGAAGACUUCUUUCACCUAGGCAAUCAUGUAAAUGGUUUAGCUCACGCGGCUACGGGAUACAAAAGAGUGCUUGAAGAAAACCGCAAACUGUACAACCUAGUGCAGGACCUGAAAGGGAAUAUACGAGUAUACUGUCGGGUUAGGCCAUUCUUGCCUGGGGAACCAACUGCUUUGAGUACCGUGGAACACAUAGAUGAAGGGACUAUCACGAUCAGAGUGCCAUCAAAGUAUGGGAAAGAAGGACACAAACCAUUCAUGUUCAACAAAGUCUUUGGUCCUUCUGCAGCACAAGAGGAAGUGUUUUCAGACAUGCAGCCUUUGGUACGGUCGGUUCUUGAUGGCUACAAUGUCUGCAUCUUUGCUUACGGCCAAACUGGGUCCGGGAAAACUUUUACCAUGACAGGGCCUAAGGAACUGACUGAAGAAAGCCUAGGUGUGAACUACAGGGCACUGGCUGAUCUGUUUCUUCUAUCAGACCAAAGAAAAGACACAACCAGCUACCAAAUCUCGGUUCAGAUGCUUGAAAUUUAUAACGAGCAAGUCAGAGAUCUACUUGCCACUGAUGGCCAAACUAAAAGGUUGGAGAUCAGAAACAACUCUCAAAAUGGAAUUAACGUUCCGGAAGCAAGUCUAAUGCCUGUCUCAACGACGGAUGAUGUUAUACAGUUGAUGGAUCUAGGACAUAUGAACCGUGCAGUGAGCUCUACAGCCAUGAAUGACAGAAGUAGUCGAUCUCACAGCUGUGUGACUGUUCAUGUUCAAGGCAGAGACCUCACGUCUGGAACUAUCAUCCAUGGUUCCAUGCAUCUGGUUGAUCUUGCAGGAAGCGAGAGAGUGGACAAGUCAGAGGUGACUGGAGACAGACUGAAGGAGGCUCAACACAUCAAUAAGUCACUCUCGGCUCUUGGCGAUGUUAUCUCUUCGCUUUCUCAGAAGACUUCUCAUGUGCCUUACAGGAAUAGUAAACUCACCCAGCUUCUCCAGGACUCCCUCGGUGGAUCAGCCAAGACGCUUAUGUUUGUACACAUUAGUCCAGAAGCUGAUACUCUUGGAGAAGCUAUUAGCACUCUGAAGUUUGCUGAACGAGUGGGGAGUGUUGAGCUAGGCGCUGCUCGUGUGAACAAAGAUAACUCAGAAGUCAAGGAGCUUAAAGAACAGAUUAUUAAUCUUAAAAUGGCUUUAGCGAGGAAAGGAAAUGGUAAUGAUGCACAACCAACCUCUUUGCCACAUACCCCUGAGAGAGUAUCAAGAAGAAGAUCACUUGAAACACCUUCCGUGCGACCCAAGCUUCCUAACAUUGGAAACGCGCCAAGCAACCUUAGGCAGCCUUUUAGCGAUACUGCAUCUUCAAGAAGACACACCUUAGACCUCCAUGAGUUAAUGAGGCGGAGGCAAUCACUCAACGCGAAUGAAGAGGAUAGAGAAUCUAAGUCAGGGGAGUGGAUAGAUAAACAAGAUCUCGAAGUGCAGAGUGUUACAGAUAACGAAUCUGAUGAAGGCGUGGCAAGUGACUGCUCAGAUUCUGAUUUGUUGUGGCGAUUGAACGUUCAAGUGAAUGUGCCUAGAGUUGCUAAUAAACAAAGUUCAGAAAAUCCCAAACCGAGGAAAGUUCAGACAAGAACUACUAAACUCUCAGAAACCAGAAGUUUAAUUCCAUCUCUGAUCCCAGCACCAAGUAAGAGAACUCCUAACACCGUGAACUCGCAGCCGCAGCAGCGAGUAACCAGAGAUGGAAAACGCAGAUUGAGUUUAGGCAAGUGAACAUGUUUUCACCAGUUUUUUUGUAAAGAGUUAAAACAAGGAAAUUAAAACAAAAGAUUGUUUUUGUAUAAUGUGAAUCUCAAAUAUACUGCUUUGUGUGUACAAUAUUAUACAAAUUUACUGGAAAGAGAACAUAAACUCCUUUUAUGACUUUUUGGAUAUUUCGAACAUUUUUUUUUUGUAGAAAGGAUAUUUCGAACAUAACUAUGUACUUUAUACUAAUGUCUAAAU